AACUUUAGACGUGCCUAGUGCCUAUUCUAUUCAAGCUCUACAGGCAACAGAAUAUUCAUUUAAACUACACCAAAGAAACCCAAAAAGAAAUAAUAACAAUGAAGUGGCUCCAAUUUUACUGUGUAUCUCUAAUCGCGAUGUUGGUAAUCUUAGAAGGAAUUGGUACGAAUGCAGCCCCCAGUUAUCAUGACGGGGACAUGUUGAAAACAUUGUUGGAUUUGGAGAGGAAAUACGCUGCGGUUGCGAGACCAAGUUUGCGUAGCGAUUCAACAAAAUCGACCAGAUCGAUCACGGAACCGAAAGUUCAACGCGCUAUCAACAUGCUUAGGCUACAGAAUCUUGAUAAGCUGUACGCCGAAAAAUCGAGACCAAGAUUUGGAAAACGUGCUGAUGAUGGAUUCAAUUUCCAGGCACCCGAUUAUGAAGGUCAGGACUUCCAAGUCAAUGAGUCAACUUUGAACGAAUGGGUUCCGAUUCGCAGAUGAGGACUGACAUCGCUGAAUAAGAACACUACUAGUAGAGCACAUACCUUUCCCGUUUUCCCGUAGACAAUCACUUUUAGUUCAAUUCUCUUUGAACAUUUUAUCUAUUAGAUUACCCCUCUUUUACUAGCCCACUUCUGAAUGUAUUGCAAAAGCUGAGUGUACUAUUUUAAACUGCAAAGCAUUUCAAAUAAAAUAUAUCAAAUAAAUGUGCCAAUAAUCAAAUA
Onthophagus taurus is the source of this 709-nucleotide messenger RNA. RefSeq lists its product as uncharacterized. The record is from RefSeq and is a predicted model, not a curated record. NCBI's taxonomy places the organism in Eukaryota, Metazoa, Arthropoda, Insecta, Coleoptera, Scarabaeidae.